Molecule: messenger RNA, 732 nt
Organism: Trifolium pratense (red clover)
Lineage: Eukaryota; Viridiplantae; Streptophyta; Magnoliopsida; Fabales; Fabaceae
Exons: 1
Coding region: 1-732 (243 amino acids)
Molecular function (GO): nucleic acid binding; RNA-DNA hybrid ribonuclease activity
Source: RefSeq, a predicted model, not a curated record
AUGUGUGGCUUGCAUAGCGUCUCUUCUACUAUUCAGGGUGUUGAUCUUUUGACAUGGUGUAAACUGUUGGGUAAAAGAUAUGGAAACAUUGUCUUUGUUACAUUAUGGAUAGUUUGGUGUGCGAGAAAUGACUUCAUUUUCAACAAGCACCGUGAAAGCACUUACACUAGCGUAUCAAAAAUUCACUCUAUAGUUAAUGCUAGCUCUGAUGCUUUUAGUUUAAUGCCAGCAGUCUCGACGUCUACUAUGACUCAGCAACGAGUGUCGUGGUCUCGACCAGCAGAAGGUUUUGUAUGCCUUAAUGUGGAUGGGAGUUUAUUGGGUUCGACUAAUGUUGCAGGAUAUGGUGGACUGUUACGGAACAGAGAUGACGAGUAUAUUUGGGGUUUCUACGGGUCUGCUACGAUGCAGAAUAUUCUUUUUGCCGAGAUUAUAGCGAUAUGGUACGGUUUGAAGCUGUGUUGGGAACGUGAUUUCCGUAAGGUGCUUUGCUGCUCCGAUUCAUUACUCUCUGUUAAUUUAAUUAAGGAAGGGGUUACAGCACAUCAUCGUUUAGCGAAUGAGAUUUGUUGUAUUCGAAAGCUGCUAGCUAAUGAUUGGGAGGUGAUUCUUACUCAUACUCUUCGUGAGGGAAAUGCGUGUGCUGAUGUGUUGGCUAAAUUAGGUGCUAACUCUGACUCGCCAUUGGUGAAUGUUCCUACUCCUCCCAGAGAUCUAGUUAAGCCACUCUGA